This is a messenger RNA of Vigna umbellata (rice bean), 1061 nucleotides long. The record is from RefSeq and is a predicted model, not a curated record. NCBI's taxonomy places the organism in Eukaryota, Viridiplantae, Streptophyta, Magnoliopsida, Fabales, Fabaceae.
UGUUCCCUUCUCUUGUGGCAGUAGCAAGCAGAAGCCAAUGGAGACCAACACAGUCAGACUCCCAAAACCCAAAAGGCAAGUCUUCGUCCUCUCAGGCCAAAGCAACAUGUCCGGUCGCGGCGGAAUCGUCAGGGGCGCCAAUGGCAAAUACUGGGACGGCGUCGUCCCGCCGGAGUGCGGCCCCCACCCUUCCAUCCUCCGCCUCGCUGCCAACCUCAAAUGGGAACCGGCAAACGAGCCCCUCCACGUCGACAUUGACACAGCCAAAGCCUGCGGCGUGGGCCCCGGCAUGGCGUUCGCCAAUGCGCUGCGGCCGCGCGUGGAUGAGGAGGUGGGACUGGUCCCCUGCGCCGUGGGCGGCACCGCCUUAAAGGAGUGGGCGCGUGGGGAGGAACUGUACGAGAAUAUGGUGAAGAGAGCAAAGGAAAGCGUGAAAGGGCACGAGAAUUUCGAGAUGAAAGCGUUGUUGUGGUUCCAAGGAGAAAGCGACACGGAGAACGAGGAAGACGAUGCAGUUUACAAGGUUAACAUGGAGACCUUCAUCCACAAUGUUCGACAAGAUCUCAAUUUACCAUCUCUUCCCAUAAUCCAGGUUGCGUUGGCAUCGGGAUUUAAGUAUAUAGAGAAAGUGAGAGAAGCACAAAAAGAAAUUGAUCUUCCUAAUGUGAUUUGCGUGGACGCAAAAGGACUGCAAUUGAACGACGAUAAUAUUCACUUAUCCACCGAGUCUCAAGUUCAGUUGGGUCGCAUGCUGGCUGAGGCUUAUCUUGCACAUUUUCAUGUCUCACCUGUUCAAAAUCAACUUCAACUUUAACCCCUUUUCUACCUUAAGUAAUCAAUUAUGGCUUUUUAUCUAUUGUAUCGGAUUGUAUCUCUCUAUGGGUAAUGAUUGAGUGUGUUUGGUUGUGUAUCUAUUGCAUCCGAUUAUAUCUCUCUGAGUAAUGAUUGAGUGUGCUUGGUUUUUGUAUCUAUUGUAUCCGAUUGUAUCUCUCUAUGAGUAAUGAUUGAGUGUGCUUGUAUUUCCAAAUAUAUAUAAUAUUAUUGUGAAGAUUUUAGUUAUU